Camarhynchus parvulus is the source of this 3004-nucleotide messenger RNA. RefSeq names its product myosin VIIA and Rab interacting protein (gene MYRIP). NCBI's taxonomy places the organism in Eukaryota, Metazoa, Chordata, Aves, Passeriformes, Thraupidae. The transcript is spliced from 16 exons. The record is from RefSeq and is a predicted model, not a curated record. The coding region runs from base 5 to 2611 and encodes 868 amino acids. Gene Ontology annotation, molecular function: myosin binding; actin binding. Gene Ontology annotation, cellular component: cortical actin cytoskeleton.
UGAAAUGAAGCAGAAAUUGGAUGAAGAGGGCAACAAGUGCAGCAUCCUUUCCAAGCAGCAGAAGUUCAAUGAGCACUGCUGCAUUCGCUGCUGUUCCCCUUUCACAUUUCUGAUCAACAGCAAGCGACAGUGCCAAGACUGCAAGUACAACAUCUGCAAGAGCUGCAGCACUUACCAGAAGAAGGAGAAGGCUUGGAUUUGCAGUGUCUGUCAGCAAGCAAGGCUCUUAAGGACCCAGUCUCUGGAUUGGUACUAUAAUAAUGUCAAAAGCCGCUUUAAGUGUUUUGGAAGUGCCAAGGUCCUGAAGAACUUGUACAGGAAGCAUAGACUGGAAAGUGGACUUUGUCCUGAUGCAAUAGCAGAAGGAAGUUUGUAUGAAGGAAGCUUUGAGAAUGAAGGAAGCAUUUGUGGCAGUGACUCUACCUUCUACCAACAGACAGAAGGACACAGCAUGAUGGAUACCCUUGCUGUGGCCUUACGUGUUGCAGAGGAAGCAGUGGAAGAAGCUAUUUCUAAGGCAGAGACCUACAGUGACAGCCUGGACAAGCAGAAUGAAGCUUGUUACUUGCAGGAGCACAAGGAAGACCUCAUAGAAGAACUGGCCACAACCAUUGUGCAGAAGAUUAUAAAGAAGCAGAAGAGCAAACCCGAGCAGGCAGAGGCCAACUUGGAAUGGCCGCCGUCGCGGAGCAGCGGCCUGGCAUCCGGCGCUGUCUCGGACCAGAGCAUGCUGACGUUCCCAGGGAGCCGCAGGGGCUCCUACACCUUGUGGAGGUCUCAGUCUGCAUUCUCCCUGGCUAGUGAAGAUAUGGCCAGUAAAGGACAAGACCCCGCAUCAUCUGUGGCCGAGGCUCUUGGGAGGCAGCAAAAGGGACAGUCCAGGAAGCAGAAGGAACGCAAGCACUCUGCUUUACCCAGCUGGAAGAGUGUAGACAGGCUAAAUGAAACAAGUGACCAAGCGCUGGAACAGGUUGCCCAGAGAUGCUGUGGAGUCCCCUUCACUGAAGAUAUUCAAGAACCUGGAUGCAAUCCUGUGCCAUGUGCAGGUCCGCCUUCUGUUUUCCAAAGCACCGAUGGAAACUGGGUGGCUUUGCAGAACGUCACCCUGCCUCGUCCUCGAAUGCUGGCCAAACCAAAGAGUCAGGUGUUCAAAGCUUUGGAGAACGAGUCCAGCAUUGUGUCUGCCUACGACGAGAUGGGCUCGGACAGCGAGGAUGACUAUGACUGGAACGUGGCCUUGAACAAGCUGCGGCGGAGACCCCGGCAAUUGCCAGACGACUUCUAUUACUCCAAUUCCCAGUAUGGCACCGAGUGGGUUUAUGGCAAUGAUCAGUACCAGGCAGUGACCUCCCCCUCCUCUGGGUUAUACACCAACACUGAGACACUGUUCUCUGAUUCGGAAACAUCUUCAGUAAACUCUUCCCAGGAAGCUAAAGGACCUAGCAAACUUCUCUGGUUGCAAGGCAGAACUCAAAGUGAUAUGCCCAGAAUGGAAAAGAAGCACUUCCAUGGAGAACUAGAUGUAAAUUUCAAUCCACAGGCAACUAGCUUGGAGUAUUCAGACAGCAGUGAGACUGAAGGAGUCCAUUAUGAUUUAGAAAAGAAAUCAAGAAGGUGGAAGAAGAACAAAGCCAUCUCUGAAGACUUAUGUGAAGAAAAGAAUCAGGCAAAAGCCAACAAGAUGAAUUUAAGUCAGGAUUUUGAUGAUUUAUCAGAAACAGAUGUAAGCAAUGAGGAUCAGCACCAUGAUGUCAAGCCUGAACUUAUGGAGAAUGAGCUUAAAUCCAGGUUAUUUCAGCUUGCUGCUAAAAUGAGUGACAAGGAAACAUCAUCUGGUGAUGAACAAGAGUCAGAACCUGGAAUAGAUCUGGAAAACCAGAAGGAGAGUUUGUCCUCAGAGGAAAAUGGCAGAAGUAUCCAGGAAGAGUUAAAGAAGAAGUACUCUGCUGUCUCUCUCUGCAACAUAUCUACAGAAGUCCUGAAAGUUAUCAAUGCCACUGAAGAGCUGAUAGCAGAAUCCACCGAUCCCUGCGACUUCCCAGACGACGUUCAGGACAGAGGGAGAGGAGCCCUCCCGCUGGGCACAGAUCCUGUCAGACUCGAUGAGCAGCUCACCACGCUGGAAGAAAAUGUGUACCUGACCGCCAGCACGGUGUAUGGGCUGGAGGGGCAGCUGAACAACCUGGAGGAUGCCGCACGCAAGAUCAACAGCGUUACUGAGGAGGCCGAGCUGGCUGAUCUGGAGGAUCAGGUGGCCACAGCAGCUGCCCAGGUUCAUCAUGCAGAGCUUCAGAUUUCAGAUAUUGAGAGCAGAAUAUCAGCUCUCACUGUUGCAGGCUUGAACGUGGCUCCCUGUGUUCGCCUGACAAGGAAACGGGAUCAAAAGCAAACAAACCAGAUGCAUACAAUAGACACAUCAAGACAGCAGAGGAGAAAACUUCCAGCUCCACCAGUAAAAGGUGAAAAAAUAGAUGGCUCUCCAGUUACCACUGUCAGAACGUUUAACAGAAACUUCAUGCUUCAAGGAUCUCUAACACAAAGAACGAAAGAAAGGAAAAGCACUGCCAAGGACUUAAUGGAGCCUGCUAUAGGAUCUGCUGUGAUGUACUAAACUUACUCUUCCCUACUGCCAAUAACACACUGCCUAAGGCUGUACACUAGAGUGCCUUUUCUUAACAGCCAUUGUGUAUGUCCAGCUGAAAAUGGACCCUCAAGAACCCACAGAGCCUCAGUUAUAGGGCUUCAUUUGGAUACCUCACUGAGAAAGCUGUCCAAGUCUUCAGCAUUGUGGUCCGCUACAGGAAACUCUGCCUUAAAGUUCUCAGAGGACUCUAGACAGGAUGCUAUGUUUCAAAAGCAAGGCUCCACAUUUUAAGAUGCACUUUUCUCCCUAUUGAUUGUACUAAAGUAUGUAGUCUUUCAACUGCAGUAUGUUUUUGUACACUCAAUCAGUCAUAAUUAUAGGCCAAUUAAUCUGCCAAAGCAGACCUGUGAUCCAUAUUUG